Messenger RNA from Gigantopelta aegis, 833 nucleotides. Its product is annotated as MPN domain-containing protein-like. Gene Ontology annotation, cellular component: BRISC complex; BRCA1-A complex. The record is from RefSeq and is a predicted model, not a curated record. The transcript has 5 exons. Bases 9 to 518 code for a protein of 169 amino acids. Lineage: Eukaryota; Metazoa; Mollusca; Gastropoda; Neomphalida; Peltospiridae. Gene Ontology annotation, molecular function: metallopeptidase activity; polyubiquitin modification-dependent protein binding. Gene Ontology annotation, biological process: double-strand break repair.
GUCAGAGCAUGAGCCAAUCGUGUCUACAGCUGGUGGGCUGGUACCACAGUCACCCACACUGCCAGCCUGACCCGUCUCUCAAAGACAUCGACUGUCAGAUGUCGUACCAGCUCAAGAUGAAGGGAUCUGGCACCACAUACCACCCGUGUUUAGGAUUCAUCGUUUCUGCGUUUGACAUUCGACCCAGCAAGAAUGAUGCAGUGUUCCAAGCUUUCUGGGCCAUGCCACCACCUGAGCAAUAUCCCGAUGGGUAUGGGAUUCCCAUGAAGAUGAAGUACUCGGUCUACCAGAAUACAUCACUGUCUGAAGAACUACUGGCAGAAAUAAAAAAGAUGACAGAUUUUUACAGAGAUGCACCAGACAGGGUUAUUUUCCUUGAGAAAUGGAUCAACAAUAAACCAUUCAUAGAGAAAUUAAAGUCUUCUUUGUCGACUAAACUUCCCAGUGAUCAGAUAGAGCGUGGAACAUUCCUGGAUUACGUGCAAGAACUCUUGCUGCCAAAGAAAGGAACCAUCUGAUAUUCAUGGAAGCAGACGUGUUUAUGAAACCAGUCAAUUUAAGGAACCAAUUAUUUUAUUUUAACCUUCUGACUACUACAGGCUAGAUAUCUCACCCAAUGUCAUGCCAGUCGACAUACUGUACACUGUAUACAGUGCAUUCCCCAAUUCAUAAUUCCUGCCAUUUUGCACACGGCACUCACCGGAAACAAGAUGGUGUCUUUUGUUUAUGUUUUUUCAAUUGAAAAUACUGUGGAAUUUUUAGUUCAAAACGUGGUUUUCGGCAAGUAUUUUCGCUUCACAACAAUGGCGGCACGUCACAGUCAUUUUCAGGUA